AUGGCAGAGUUCUGGCUGAUCUCAGUUCCUCUAGACAAAGCCAGUUUACAAUCUUUAGAAAAGCUCAAACAUGCUGCAGUGAAAUCCAACCUGGGUACCUGCUUCAGAUUCCACAUCCCUGAACUAAAGGUGGGCACACUGGAUGUGCUGCUUGGUGUAUCCGAUGAUCUUGCCCGACUGGACACCUAUGCAGAAGGUGUCAUGCGGAAGACCCGUCAGUGUAUGGCAGAGGUGAUGGAACAGUCCAGUGACAAGCUUUUGGAAAAUGCUCUGGCCAGUGGAGAGCUAAAGUCCCAUCACAAGAUCCCACAGUCACCUAUGCAAGUGUAUUUUCAAGCCUUGCGGGUGGACCUUGCUACAUAUGUGACAACGUUUCAGUGGGACAGAGCCAAGUACUCAACUGCUUUGCCUCUCAAAACACUGACUGAGAUUAUAACCAAGCAAGUUACCCAGGUAGAGACGGAGCUGAAGUCUCGAAGUGCUGCAUUCAGCAAUCUAAAAUCGUGUCUGCAAAGCCUCGAGCAAAAAACAGAGGGGAGCCUUCAUACACGUUUAUUGACUGGCAUUGUGAAAAAAGAGGACCUGGUCUUAAACUCUGAGUAUCUCACCACUUUACUGGUUGUGGUGCCCAGGGCGAGUGAAAGGAAGUGGGAGGACACUUAUGAAUCCAUGUCAGAGUUUGUAGUUCCUCGCUCCAGCAGGAAGUUGCUAGAGGAGGAGGAUGCUGGGAUUUUUACUGUGACGCUGUUCAAGAAAGCUGUCACAAAAUUCAAAGAAAAUGCCAAAUAUUACUGCUUCACAGUGCGAGAUUUUAACCUGGAAGAAGCAGAACAACAAAACCAAGAAAUAAAGCAUCUUAACAUGGACAAAAAAGAGCAGUGUGGAACUUUUGUGCACUGGCUAAAGGUGAAUUUUAGUGAAGUCUUCAUAGCCUGGAUUCACAUUAAGGCCCUCAGAGUGUUUGCCGAGUCUGUUAUCAGAUAUGGCUUACCAGUCAGUUUCCAGGCUCUUCUGCUCCAGCCCCAGAAGAAACAUGUAAAGAGGCUACGAGAAGAGCUCAACUCUGUAUUCAAACACCUGGACCCUGUGGCAGCAGCCAGCAAACAGGAUGUGGCAUUUGACAUCCCAGAGGUCAACACAGGACAGCAGGAUUACUACUCCUACAUAUGUUACCCCAUAAACAUUACCUUUGUGGACCCUAGCUAA
Molecule: messenger RNA, 1206 nt
Organism: Trichomycterus rosablanca
Lineage: Eukaryota; Metazoa; Chordata; Actinopteri; Siluriformes; Trichomycteridae
Gene: atp6v1c2
Product: ATPase H+ transporting V1 subunit C2
Exons: 13
Coding region: 1-1206 (401 amino acids)
Biological process (GO): proton transmembrane transport
Cellular component (GO): vacuolar proton-transporting V-type ATPase, V1 domain; lysosomal membrane
Molecular function (GO): proton-transporting ATPase activity, rotational mechanism
Source: RefSeq, a predicted model, not a curated record